This is a messenger RNA of Zychaea mexicana, 747 nucleotides long. RefSeq lists its product as uncharacterized. The record is from RefSeq and is a predicted model, not a curated record. Lineage: Eukaryota; Fungi; Mucoromycota; Mucoromycetes; Mucorales; Lichtheimiaceae. The transcript has a single exon. The annotation marks the transcript as partial.
AUGGAUUUCUUCCUAAGCACCCACCACUGCAUCAACCCACGCUUAGAGAUCCGCAGCGACCUAUCCCUCGACUCAUACCAUAAACUACUACAUUUCAGCUUUACCCUCGAACCGACGACCAAUCCAGUCAACAACCUUGCUCAUCAACGCCGGCUAUGGAAACUCAGCAAACUCAAAGACACCAACACUCGCCAACGGUAUCUUGCUACCUUCACCGAUAACAUCCAAAGUCUCAGCACCGAAGCACAGCACCAUGUCUCCCGCAUACUCGACCCAACACCAGACUCACAUGCUUCCGGAGAUGAGCGAACCCAGACUGAGAUCAUUGAGCAUCUCACCAGUCAAUUUUACGACAAACUGUACACCACCAUGGAUGACACACUUGGAGCAACACCUGGUGGGCAACACCGACGUGAUUCCUUCUGGACUGCCGAACUCCAACGCCUAAACGAUCACCGCGAGCUCUGCUACCGAAAAUGGCGUCGUGCGAUAGGUAUGAAUAAAUUGACAUGGUGGAUACGACACCAAGAGGCUAGAGCACGAGUCAGAAGAGCGAUCAGUAAACGCAGCCGUGAAACAUGGCUGAUGUUCUGCAACAAACUCGAAUCCGAUGAUUAUAGAAAGACAACAGCAUCGAUUAAAAAGAUCCGACAACGACGCACCAUUCAACCAACAUUCAGCCAUCCCGAGGGGCCACAAGCGGCAGCUGAAACAAUGGCAACACACUUGGAAUCAGUCUUUGAUGGG